CAAACUUAGGGAUUAUAGCAAACAGACCACAAUCUGCUAUGGCUGAUCAUACACUUAUAAGUUCCGACGAUUUUCAGCCCUUGGCCGAUUGGAGCGAAGACACAGAAAAUCAUUACUUAAUUGUUCAUCUUCCUGAAUUCAAGAAGGAGCAAAUAAGUAUUACGUGCGUGCGUUCAACUCGAAUAAUUCGACUCCAGGGACAGCGGCAACUCGCCAAUUACAGAUGGAGCCGAUUCAAUCAAUCUUACACAAUUCCACAAAACUGUAUCCUCGAUAAAAUCCAAGCAAAAUGGCAAAAUGAAAUUAUAUCGAUCACAAUGCCAAAGGAGAUCGUCACCCCACCGCCAGUUUCAGCGUCUAAAGAUGAAGCAAAAACUCCGCAACAAGCUCAAAAGACUAAACAAGAACAAUCUCCUCCAAAAGGCGCGAGCUCAAGCUAUAAUACUGAUGGUAAAAGGCAAGCUGACGAGCUUCUGAAAGCACAAAAACCUGAGAAAAAAGAGACCGGGGAUCAAAAGGGUCAAGAUAAAACUUCACCACAAUUACCACAAGUUGGUUCGACGUCGAAGAAAAGUGAUGACCGUGAGAUGUUGAAGGCGGAUCGAAGUGUUGAGCAAACAAGUAAAGAUUUUACCAAGGGUACUGCGGCUGGUUCAGAGAAGGGGUUGAAAGGAAAGAAACAUAAAUCUGGUGAUAAAAAUUUGAAGGAAAGGAAGGCGGUGAAGGAAAUGGCCAUGGAGAAUAAUAAAGAAGAGAGGCAAGCGAUGGUGAACAUGGGCGUGGCGAUUCUUGUGCUUGUGGCGUUUGGUGCUUAUGUCUCGUAUACCAUUGCAUCAAAAGCAAAAGAGAACUAGCUAGCUCUGGCUCGUUCUUGAAAAAUCAAGUGCUUAUCAUAAUUAAGUUGUAAUUAUAUAUCAUUAUCAACAUUUUAAAUGAUAAUAAAAUAAA
Molecule: messenger RNA, 948 nt
Organism: Pistacia vera
Lineage: Eukaryota; Viridiplantae; Streptophyta; Magnoliopsida; Sapindales; Anacardiaceae
Product: inactive protein RESTRICTED TEV MOVEMENT 2-like
Exons: 2
Coding region: 39-854 (271 amino acids)
Source: RefSeq, a predicted model, not a curated record